This is a messenger RNA of Pseudocercospora fijiensis CIRAD86, 1712 nucleotides long. RefSeq lists its product as uncharacterized. Gene Ontology annotation, biological process: rRNA processing. NCBI's taxonomy places the organism in Eukaryota, Fungi, Ascomycota, Dothideomycetes, Mycosphaerellales, Mycosphaerellaceae. The transcript has 3 exons. Gene Ontology annotation, cellular component: nucleolus. The record is from RefSeq and is a predicted model, not a curated record. Bases 112 to 1521 code for a protein of 469 amino acids. Gene Ontology annotation, molecular function: RNA binding; ATP binding; RNA helicase activity.
AAGAAGCAGAAGGUGAAGAAGGAUAAGAAAGAGAAGAAGGACAAGAGGUCGAAGGUUGAGAAGAAUGGCAUCCAAGCACCGAGGGACAGUGUCAUACCAGCAGACGAUGCCAUGGCCAAAGAAAAGGGGAGUCUUUCCAAAGAGGAGCGCAAGGCUCUGAAGCGCGCCAAGAAGGAGACUGCGAAGGCUGCGGCUGCACAAGAAGCAGAAGAAGCAAGGAAGUAUUACAAAGAGGAGCAGAUCGCCGUCGAAGACUCGCAAAAAGAUGAUGUUGGCCCAGUCCUGUCCUUCGACGACCUCGCGUUCGACGAGAAAGUGAAGAAAGCAUAUUUCAAAGGUUUCAGCGCGCCGACUCCGAUCCAAGCAGUAUCGUGGCCGUACUUGAUCAAUGGAAGAGAUGUGAUUGGGGUGGCAGAGACCGGAUCUGGCAAAACGUACGCUUUUGGUGUUCCUUGCAUCAAUCGCAUCAAGAAGGAGCAGAAGAGGAUACAGGUAUGCAUCGUCAGCCCGACAAGAGAGCUGGCUUUGCAGAUUCAGGAGCAAAUGAUUAAGCUAGCUGAGCCGAAAGGACUGAAAGCGACCUGUGUGUACGGAGGUGUCAACAAGGACGAACAAAGAAAACUUCUCAAGGGCACACAUAUCUUGGUUGCGACACCAGGAAGGUUGAACGACUUCGUUGGAGAUGGGUCGAUUGAUCUGUCAGGCGCUCACUACCUGGUACUGGACGAAGCCGAUCGCAUGCUUGAUAAAGGAUUCGAGCAGGAUAUUCGAAAGAUCAUCACUUCCUGUGCUCCCAGUGCCGAGCGGCAGACUGUGAUGUUCACCGCGACUUGGCCACCUUCUGUACGGGAUCUCGCUGCUGAAUUCCUCCGCGAUCCAGUAAGGAUCACGAUCGGCGAUAAUGCUUCUGGAGAGCUACGUGCCAAUCAGAGAAUCGUUCAAGAGGUGGAAGUUGUCGAAGAAAUGGCCAAGCAACGCCGACUUCUUGACCUUCUUAACCAAUACGGAACGGGCAAGAACAAGAAUGACCGCAUCUUGGUAUUUGCCCUGUACAAGAAAGAGGCGACUCGAAUUGAAGAAUUCAUUCGACGCAACCGCUUUAACGUUGCUGGAAUCCACGGUGAUCUGAGCCAACAGAAACGUAUGGAGAGCUUGGCAGCAUUCAAGUCUGGAGAAGUGCCCAUCCUGGUUGCUACCGAUGUUGCAGCUCGAGGACUCGACAUCCCGGCAGUCAAGCUGGUGGUGAACGUCACAUUCCCACUCACAGUAGAGGACUACGUUCACCGCAUUGGCAGAACCGGCCGAGCUGGUCAAGAUGGUCGAGCGAUCACUCUUUUCACACAGAACGAGAAAGGUCUUGCUGGUGCGCUUAUCAACGUGCUCAAAGGUGCAGGUCAGCCUGUGCCUGAAGAACUCUUGAAAUUCGGAACAACAGUCAAGAAGAAGAGUCACGAUGCAUACGGUGCUUUCUAUAAGGAUACAUCAGAUAUGAAGGCGGCGACGAAAAUUACCUUCGAUUAGAGCAUAGAUUGCAUUUGCUAGAAUCUGUGGAGAUAGAUGUGUCACUUCAGGAUCUCGUGUUCUCCAUUUCGAGUCGCAUUUGUUCCGCCCCAAAUAGCAUUUGAGAGUCGGCGUCUGAUCGGCGACCACGGAGUUCUGUGGAGCGGCGGCAGCGGCAGCAUCGAGCUCAAAUACCAUCACUCUUGCCUUUC